AUGCAACCACCAGCCUCCUCGGGCUCCCGCAUGCCUCUACCAGGACAAUCGAAUCCCUCCGUACGUGCUCCUCCUUCCUCAUCAACCACCGCUCACGCUGGCCUUCCCUCGCCAUUUGACUACCCACCGAUGCACAAUAUGGUUCACGGUUUUCAAAGCCCUCAGCAACCACCACUUAAAGAGGUAGCUUCACCAGCAGCCACCUUGCCCUCUGCCUACGACAUGGCCGCAGUUUUCAUUUCCGCCUCCUCCUCCGCUGCCGCCGCUGCUGCCGCUGCCUCUGCCGCUUCACUGCGCCCCUUCGGUCCGUCCGCUCAAAAGCGACCCGCUGCCAUCUCGCCACUAGCUCUAGGUUCCGGUGGAGGCGGAGGUGGAGGUAGUAGCCCUGUGAUCACAGGAGGCAGCGAGUGUGAUGCUACUACUGCCUCGCAGUCGGACGAUGCGGAGGUGGAUGGUGGGGCUGGCGGGGGCGGCGGUGGCAACGAAGCUGACGGCGUCUGGUCAACGGAGAUUGAGCAGUAUUUUCAGGAAGCGCUGGAACUUUAUCCGCCAUGUGGCAGGCGAAAAAUUAUUUUAGCAGAGGAGGGCAAGAUGUAUGGCCGAAAUGAGUUGAUUGCCCGCUACAUUCAGCAACGAACAGGCAAGGUACGGACACGGAAACAGGUAUCGAGUCACAUCCAGGUGCUAGCGCGGCGAAAGUCGAAGGAAUUGCAAGCCAAAAUUCGUGAUCCUGAGAUCAAGAAGGAGACAAUUAACCAGUUGGCCAAGCUCUCUUCAGCCCAGAUCGUAUCACGAGACGUAGCAAAGGGCUUACAGUCCGAGGGGAACGUGAAAUUCCUCCCACAACAGCCCCUCCCUUCACCCACCUCAUCCUGCUCCUCCACCGCUGCUGCUGCCGCUGCAACCGUUGCCGCCUCCAAUCAACUCCAUCAUGCAUUCCAUGGCCAACAGCAGCACCACCAUCAACAUCAGCGCCAGCAAGUUCCCUAUCGGCAGGCACAUGCGACGAGGAAAUUGUCGAUUGGGGAAGGCGCGUCUCAGCGAAAGAUGAUGCGAUUAGCGGAUCCAGAAGUGUACGACACAACAGACAGUUUCCUUUCCCUCAACAACAGCCAAAAUCCUGCUGUGCAUGCGGCAAGAAGUGGAGAUCUAAAACUUUGUUCCUCCUCCAUCUCACAGCGUGUGGUCAUGUCUGGACCUCCACCGAAUGCAUUUCCCUCCGAUACCCACUACUCCAGCCUCUACAUCCGUUCGCACAACCCUAACCCGCACCACAAUCCUCACCUUGCACAACACACGACUCCGCUGCCACCGCUGCUCGAGAUGGGCAGCUGCGGCAGUGAUAGAUGCGUUCCCUCAGCAGCCCCACCACUACCUCAGCAUCCGCCACCUCCUCCACCUCCACCACCGCCUGAUUUCAGCGCCAUGCAACUUGCAGCAGCAGCUGGGUUGGAGCACUACUUUUCCAGUGGUCGAUCGUCUUCCAUUGAGACGUGCCUCUAUCCAAACGCCUUUCAACCACCACCACCACCACUACCUCCUCCGCCUCCUCCUCCACCACCGCCACCAUCUUCACAAUCGGUCGCACUGACCGCUGCUCCGCUUCCGGCGCCGCUGCCGCAGAUUCUUGAGUCCAAGCACUCGCUGUCCGAUUUUGACAUGCAGCGGUGGAUUAAUAGAUCUAUCGCCUCGGAUAAACUACGUCUCGUUGAACUCUGCGCUUUUGUCGAAUAUCCUUGUCAAAUCUCAGAAUGCGCUGCUGAAGAUCUGGCCACGGCUAAGGUAGUGAUUCAUAUGUGUACACCCAGUUCAAAUCCGGCUCUAUGUCAUGACUUGCGGCCUCUGUGGCAGUAUUCGCGAAGGGGGUUCACUUCCCUUGUAUUUCUUUCUCCCUCUUUCGCGGGAUGCCAACUCCCGGCAAGAUUGAUGGUACGCCCGGCUCCAUUCGCGGGCCGAGCGCGCACAGCUGACGAGGCUGCAGUGUGCUUGCACGGACUGAUGUGGUGGUUAUGUGAUGUGCACGGUUAUGCAUGCUCGCGUUCGAGAUCGGUGUGCGUCCGCGCCCAUAAGCUGCUUCCCGUGGGAAUGUUUCCCUCCGCCACCACCACCGCUGCCGCGCCUUCCGCGGGGCUCAGUAAACCACAGGCCCGUAAUUUUACCCUGAAUCCGGAGUCAGCACCCAUGAAGCAGCACAAUUUUGCGCAUAUAACGACAACCGGCCUGCAUUCAUCUGAUCCCAUACUGGAGGAGGUGGAUGCCAGCCAAAUUUGGGACAAAUUUCCCACCGAUGGACUCAAGCAGCGCAUUGAAGAGGACUCGCCUAACGUCUUUUUCCUUGUGAAACUUUGGGCCGACAUCAACACCGAACUUCCCGAGGGCGCUAAUUAUGCUGUCUCCUCUAUAUUCGAGGGAACGGAAGAUGUGCCUCUACUCGUAUCCACCCGACUUUGCUCCUACAGCUCUCCAUUUGUGGAAAAACUGGAGUACGAAAGCCCAGUGCUGGAAAAUGGCCGGUACGUGUACAAACAACUACGAAGCCCGAUGUGCGCAUGCAUGAAGAAGUUCAUUGCUAAGUUGCUCAAACUAUCGUCUCUUGCUGAAAUGAACCAAGUGCUUGAGAAUUUUACCAUUCUCCAAAUUGUGACGAAUAAGAAUACAGAUGAAGUGCUGCUGGGUAUUGCCUACGUCCUCGAGGUAUCGAAGUCCCUGCGAGGAGCGCAGCACAAUAUCUACCGCCUUGCCAAACCUGACAUCUCCACCAACCAGCGACCGCCCUCGGUGAACCUCAACGGCCAGCCACUCCCAGCCACCUCCACGGUUGAUUGA
Echinococcus granulosus is the source of this 2826-nucleotide messenger RNA. Its product is annotated as Transcriptional enhancer factor TEF-5. The record is from RefSeq and is a predicted model, not a curated record. The transcript is spliced from 10 exons. Gene Ontology annotation, biological process: regulation of transcription by RNA polymerase II. Gene Ontology annotation, molecular function: DNA-binding transcription factor activity, RNA polymerase II-specific; RNA polymerase II cis-regulatory region sequence-specific DNA binding. Gene Ontology annotation, cellular component: transcription regulator complex. Lineage: Eukaryota; Metazoa; Platyhelminthes; Cestoda; Cyclophyllidea; Taeniidae. Bases 1 to 2826 code for a protein of 941 amino acids.